GUAAUAAGUGUUCCAGGUGCUUAGAAGUGCAAGUAACUUUGAAUGUUCAAAAUGUCGUCACUGAUGCGUUUAAAGAAGAUAUGGAUUUUCGUUACACUUAUUCUCGCGUUCUUUUUAUCGUUACACAUGUCCGACGUACUCGUUAAAAACGCUGAAAAAGAUCUUGAAGAAUUGAUUGAAGACGAAACUUCACCGACAGCACUAACAACAACAACAACAAUAGUAAAAGGGGGAGAAACGUCAUUAAAAGUGACAACAAAAACAACAACAAAAAAUCCAAAAACACCCAAAACAAAAAAGGCCGAAGUCGUUGAUCCGAAUACAUGCCCUCUGAUCUCCCCUCUUCUUAAAGGAGACGUAAAAAUUGACCUAUUUCCCUCAAAUAAAAAAGAUAAAUGGCCACCAAGUGAAGAUGAACUAAUAAAGUUGAUGCCCCAACUUUCAAACAAUGUUAGAAACAUCUACAAAGGGCCUUCUAAAUGCAAUUGCAGAUCAAAAACCGCUGUCAUAGUUCCCUACCGUGCAAGAACAGAGCACCUAAAGUUCUUCUUGUUUUACACUCAUCAAAUGCUACAGAGGCAACAACUUUGUUAUGUCAUAUUCGUAGUAACGCAAGAUGACCGAGAGAUUUUCAAUAAAGGUAAACUUAUGAAUGCUGGAUUCAUUGAAGCAAAGAAAUACGGGGAGUUUGAUUGUUUUAUAUUUCAUGAUGUGGAUCUAAUUGCGAUGAAUGACAAGAUAUCAUACACUUGCAAAGAUGAACAAGUCGUCCAUUAUUCUUUUGCUAUGAAGCAAUUUGACUUCAAACCGAUGUAUCUAGGUUACGUUGGGGGCGCCCUUGGAUUCACUAAACAACAGUUUGAAACUGUAAAUGGAUUUUCAAACCAAUACGUUGGCCACGGGGGAGAGGACGACGACAUGCAGAGAAGAAUUCGGGUCCGACAGAUCAAGGUUUGGGAACCAAAAGAAUCUUUUGUAAAAUACACAAAUUUACCACAUGGAAGAGACAUUGGGAAUCCAAAGAAUAAGAUGAUGACCAAACUAAUGGAAAAAGCAGCCACAAGAAUUGAUACUGAUGGAUUGAAGUCAUUUUCUGUGAAGAAAGUAACGAUAGCAAAGCACAAAACUUAUGUUGAGAUUCUUGUAACAUUAUAAAGGUGAUCUAUGAUGUCAUAGUUGUCAUUAUGUGCUAUACAAUUGGAGAUUUUGUAUGAAAUAUAACGAUAUAUAGUAUAAA
Messenger RNA from Ciona intestinalis (vase tunicate), 1237 nucleotides. The record is from RefSeq and is a predicted model, not a curated record. NCBI's taxonomy places the organism in Eukaryota, Metazoa, Chordata, Ascidiacea, Phlebobranchia, Cionidae.